This is a messenger RNA of Aplosporella prunicola CBS 121167, 1619 nucleotides long. RefSeq lists its product as uncharacterized. Lineage: Eukaryota; Fungi; Ascomycota; Dothideomycetes; Botryosphaeriales; Aplosporellaceae. Gene Ontology annotation, molecular function: acyl-CoA dehydrogenase activity; flavin adenine dinucleotide binding. The transcript is spliced from 5 exons. The record is from RefSeq and is a predicted model, not a curated record. The coding region runs from base 44 to 1462 and encodes 472 amino acids.
UUGAUGCUAUCCAACGAAUAGUCUAGUCAAAGUGCUCCCCACCAUGUACGCCCGUAGCGCCCUCAGAUAUGCCUCUCUCAAGAGAGUAAAUAAAGCAAUCAUCAUCUCUUCUCCAAGAUACAAUUCUCGCUCUUUUUCCGUCUCAUCGUCUCGCAGAAUCAUGGAAACGGCUGGAUUCACCGAAGAGCAAAUGUCCGUACGGGAUGCCGUAUUCAAAAUAUGCUCUCACUUUCCAGAUGAAUACUGGGCACGGCAUGACGAAACGGGCGAAUACCCGCAUGAGCUGCACGCUGCUCUCGCAAAGGAUGGCUGGAUUGGUAUUGCGUUGCCUGAAGGGUUGGGCGGUGCCGGAUUGGGCAUUUCAGAAGCCACAAUGAUGCUCCACACCAUCUCUGAGAGCGGAGCUGGAAUAGCCGGUGCUCAGUCUAUUCAUGCGAACGUCUACGCCACGCAGCCUCUCGCCAAAUUUGCGAGUCCUGAGCAACGGCAGGAGAUGCUGCCCAAGAUCAUCAACGGAGAGUGGCGAGCCUGCUUCGGAGUAACGGAGCCCAACACUGGCCUCGAGACGCUCAAACUACGCACCACCGCCAAGCGAGACGGUGACGGCUACCUGGUCUCUGGCCAAAAGACCUGGAUCUCCUCAGCGCAAGUCGCAUCGAAGAUGAUUCUGCUCGCGCGCACCACGGCCCUCGAAGACGUCAGCAAGCCCUCAGAGGGCCUCUCCCUCUUCUUCAUCGACUUUGACAAAACCAAGCCGGGGCUCGCACUCAACAAGAUCAAAAAGAUGGGCGGGCGCGCCAUCGACGCGAACGAGGUCUUCUUCGACGACUACCGCAUCCCAGCCUCCGCACUAAUCGGGGCCGAGGGCCAAGGCUUCAAGAUGGUGCUGCACGGCAUGAACGCGGAGCGGUGCCUGCUAGCGGGGGAGGCGCUGGGGCUGGGCUACGCGGCGCUGAAGCGGGCGGCGGGGUACGCGCGCUCGCGCGUCGUCUUUGGAAAGCCAAUCGGGCAGAACCAGGGCGUGCAGCACCCGCUCGCGGCGGCGUAUAUGGGCCUCGAGGCGGCGAAGCUGGCGACGUAUCACGCGGCACGGCUGUACGAUCAGAGUCGGGUGGACGCGGGCAUCACGGCGCACGCGGUUGGUGUCGCGUGCAACAGCGCCAAGUACCUCGCGGCCGAGGCGGCGUUUACAGCGUGCGAGCGCGCGGUGAGCGGUUUUUUUUUUUUUUUUUCAUUUUCUCUGCCUUGGGCCCUUUUCCUUCCUCUCUCCACUCGUGAUCCGCUGACAAUCCCACCUUCCUGCUGCCAGGUCAUGGCCCACGGCGGCAUGGGCUAUGCGCAAGACUACCACGUCGAGCGCUACUUGAGGGAGUGCUUCGUCCCGAGGAUCGCGCCGGUCAGCAGGGAGAUGAUCAUGAACUACGUGGCAGAAAAGGCGCUUGGGCUGCCGCGCAGCUACUGAGCAACGAACAGGUAAGUGAGAGUGGGUGGGAAGAAGGGCAAGCAAGAAAAUAAAAAAUAGAAAAGAUGCAGCAGGAAGGAUGUAACUAGCACAAACACGGAGGAAGGGGAGGGGAGGGGCAUGCAGCAGCAGACUCCAAUGGCAUGCAGGGGCGGUG